Messenger RNA from Mesoplodon densirostris (Blainville's beaked whale), 2760 nucleotides. It is a transcript of the gene MINDY1, whose product is annotated as MINDY lysine 48 deubiquitinase 1. NCBI's taxonomy places the organism in Eukaryota, Metazoa, Chordata, Mammalia, Artiodactyla, Ziphiidae. Gene Ontology annotation, biological process: protein K48-linked deubiquitination. The transcript has 10 exons. The record is from RefSeq and is a predicted model, not a curated record. Gene Ontology annotation, molecular function: cysteine-type carboxypeptidase activity; cysteine-type deubiquitinase activity; K48-linked deubiquitinase activity. Bases 950 to 2353 code for a protein of 467 amino acids. Gene Ontology annotation, cellular component: cell periphery; cytosol.
CACAAGUGCUCCGUCCCUUCCAGCGGCAGGCGGAGGGAAGAGAAAGGGUCUGUUGUUUUUCUCUCCUUGUUUCUCUCCCUCACUGCUGAUCACCAAGCUGCUGACCAGGUCAGAAAGCCCUAAUGGAAAUCCUCCAGUGCUGGGCAGGCUCCUCCUCCUUUGGGGAGCUUGUCCUUGACUGAUUUUUCUUUGUCCUGAUGGGAAAAGAGAGAGAGAGAGAAAGCAGAAAAAAGAAAAACCACAAACUUCCUUUGAAAACCAGCUUGUAGACAGGGCCUGGAGCGCACGCCCUAGACUCGGCGACUCAGAAAUCCCGAAGACGCUCUGAGCGACCUGGGAGCACCUGGGCUGCACCCCUGUCUGCCUGCACCCUCCUCCAGUGCCCCCCGGUCGUGGGCGUGAGUCCGGAAGUAGCCACCAUCCAGCCAGGACCGCCGCUCGUAAACCUCGGUAAACCUGUAUAAGCUCUGGCGUUGACAGCUGGAAGGCAGCUGGGACUGUGGCGGCGCCCCUCCCGGUACCCACCUCCGCCAUCGCAUUGCCAGAGUUGAACCCCCCUGCUAAGUCCUGGAACAGCACCCACUUCUGUAAGGGAAGCUGACGCCACCCAAUGUCUUCAAUCCCACCGGAAUCAUCCCCCCCAAGCCUGAAAGUCCUGUACCCUCAUUGGUCCUAUCUGGUCACAGCAAGUUAGAGGUGAAAGAGCCCGGCCUGGGGCCCUUCUGUUUACCCCAAAGCUGUACUACCUGUAGCCAGGAGUGGCUAACAGACGCUAACCGAGCCUUCUGCACUACAUUCCUUUUCCAAGACUUUUCUGGCUCUAUUUGCGUUCCAGCCCAAUGAUUUCCUUCUUAUUGGAUUGUUCUCUCUUUUGCAUAUCAAGCCUAGAUUAAGCCAGUCCCUGAGGACAUAAAGUCCUUUGGUGCCCCUCACUUGACCCCUCCUGACCAUGGAACACCAUCAGCCUGAGCAUCCAGUCUGUGGUGAGGCCAGGACUGCAGAAGCGGUCAGCCCUGAAAACCAUGAGGUCCUGUCAGAACCCAAUGAGCCCCCUCAGGACAAGGAUGCCGAAGAGGCUGAGGGGGCAGCUGGAGAACAGGAGCCAGUAGAUGAAGCUUUGCUGCCAGCCCAGGGCCGGGACAACCUCGAGUCCCCUCCACCUGAUGCUACCUCAAGCCAACAAGGGCCAGCCCAGGAGACACAGCCUGAGGUAGAGGCAGUGGGGGCCUGCUCCUGGCCCCAAGAGCUUCCCCAGUCCCCCAGGGCCCGACAACCUGAGCUAGACUUCUACUGUGUAAAGUGGAUCCCCUGGAAGGGAGAACGGACACCCAUCAUCACUCAGAGCACUAACGGCCCUUGCCCUCUCAUCGCCAUCAUGAACAUCCUUUUUCUUCAGUGGAAGGUGAAGCUGCCACCUCAGAAGGAAGUGAUCACAUCAGAUGAGCUCAUGGCCCAUCUUGGAGACUGCCUUCUGUCCAUCAAGCCCCAGGAGAAGUCAGAAGGACUUCAGCUUAAUUUUCAGCAGAAUGUGGACGAUGCAAUGACAGUGCUGCCUAAACUGGCCACAGGUCUGGAUGUCAAUGUGCGAUUCACAGGCGUCUCUGAUUUUGAGUAUACACCUGAGUGCAGCGUCUUUGACCUACUAGGCAUACCUCUGUACCAUGGCUGGCUUGUUGAUCCACAGAGUCCUGAGGCUGUGAGUGCAGUUGGGAAACUGAGUUACAACCAACUGGUAGAGAAGAUCAUCACCUGCAAGCACUCCAGUGACACCAACCUCGUGACAGAAGGCCUGAUUGCAGAGCAGUUCCUGGAGACCACCGCUGCACAGCUGACCUACCAUGGUCUGUGUGAGCUAACAACAGCUGCCAAGGAGGGCGAACUUAGCGUCUUUUUCCGGAACAACCACUUUAGCACUAUGACUAAGCACAAGGGUCACUUGUAUCUACUGGUCACCGACCAGGGCUUUCUACAGGAGGAGCAAGUGGUGUGGGAGAGCCUGCACAACGUGGACGGAGACAGCUGUUUCUGUGACUCUGACUUUCACCUAAGUCAUUCCCUAGGCAAGGGACCUGGAGCAGAAGGUGGGAGUGGCUCCCCAGAAAAGCAGCGGCAGGUGGACCAGGACUACCUGAUCGCCUUGUCCCUGCAGCAGCAGCCAUCGCAAGGCACAUUGGGUCUUAGUGACCUGGAGCUGGCCCAGCAACUUCAGCAAGAGGAGUACCAACAGCACCAAGCCGCCCAGCCCGCGGCAGCACGGGCCCUGUCACCGCAGGGGAGAGGAGCUGCAUUUGGACGCCCAGCUGCCGAGCGUCGGCAAAGGCCGAAGCAAGAGUCCGACUGUGUCCUCCUGUAGCCCCGCUCAGUGCCAGGCUGCCUUGCCUCCGCUUGCAGAGGCUGGGGCUAUUUUGCUUGCUCCCAGCUCAACUUGAGAUAUGCAGGGUAACUUAUUUAUGGAAUGUUGGGGAUCAGAGCAGGCAGUAAAUGCCAAGGUCAGACUUGGUGACGUCUUUGCCCUCACGUGCUGCCUCCUCUUCCUCCCAGCCAUCCCGGGCAACAUUGGGGUUGGUGGGGUGAGGAUUUCUGAUUCCCAGCUCCCUUGCCCCAGAAUAGUCACAUUAAUAUACAGACUCAGGCUCCAGGGUGAGGACCCUGUCUAGAAUCCAUCUCCCCUACUUUCUGCUCCUGCAGGCCCAUCCGUAUCCAUCCGUUUGUUUCAGGGUUUAAUUUGGGUUUCUAUCUCCAUUAUUUGUAAUGCCUUCC